AUGCAGGAGAGAUACAGGACCAUCGCGGUGGAGCCUUUGAAGGACGGCAAGCCCUGCGUUGGCAAUCUGAAAGAGAUUCGUGCUUGCAUGAUCGCGGUGGACUGCGUGAUCAGCCCAUGGACCCCCUGGGACAUGUGCGACAAGUCCUGCGACGGCGGGCAAAUGCAGCGCCAGCGCCAGGUUGAGCUGAACCCGAAGCACGGUGGCAAGCCCUGCCCAGAAGGAUUGAUCGAGACGGCGGGCUGCAAUCGCGAGCCCUGCUCAGAUGAGGAGGUGAAUUGCAAAGUCAGCAUUUGGACUGUGUGGUCGUCCUGUAGCGCAACAUGCGGGCCUGGCGUCAAGGAGAGGAAGCGCACCAUCAUCAACAGGCUCAGCCAUUGUGGCUCAGGAUGUGUGGGAAAUCUCACACAGGCGGAGCCGUGUUACAUCGAGCACUGUGGCGGUUGCGACAAGUGCGCUUGGGGCCAGUGGCGGGAGUGGAGCGACUGCGAUGUCCACUGCGGUGGCGGUCAGCGAGCGCGGCUUCGAAACAUCAGCAUGUGGCCUUCUCCCGGGUGCCCACCCUGCGAGCCUAUGGCUAAGAUGGAGUUGGAAGCCUGCAACGUGGACCCUUGCCCCGAGACGGAGCUCUGCGUCGACGGAGCAUGGGCGAACUGGAAUGACUGGGAGGCCUGCUCCACCUCUUGCGAGGGCGGCAUGCGCUGGCGAAUGCGGCAUGUAGCCCGGCAGGCGACCAGUUGCGGCGCUGAGCCUGUGGGAGACUCACGCGAAGAAGAAGAGUGCAACCAGGGGGUGCCCUGCAAGGCGAGCCAGGACUGCGAGCUGAGCCCUUGGUCGAUGUGGUCCUCCUGCAGCGCCUCCUGCCAUGGUGUGAAGAAGCGGGUCCGCACCGUGGAGACCCACGGCUACGGGGCGGGCAAGUACUGCGAGGGCAUCCUCGAGGAGGCCUUCCCUUGCGCGCUGGGCAUCUCCACUAGCUUGGUGAACUGGGACAGUCCCCAUUUGUAUCUGAACUUGAACAACGUGGGGGCCAACAACCUCAACGGGAAGGGCCCGGACUUUCAGUCCGAGCCCGCCUUGCGCUUCAAGAAUGCGGCUGCGGACAACGCCCAGUCAGUCGACCUGAAGAUCACUGUGGAUGAAGAAAGCAACUACUUUCCUCUGAAGGGCGCGGAGCUCAACGGCGCCCAGGGCAAGCUGGGGAAUAUCUUCCUGGAGCGGGACUCAGAAGUGGUCCUUCACUUCGAGCUGGUGGACUCUGUCACCAGCGACCUCAUGGCCCCUGAGGAUCUGGUGAUCAAGUUCUUCGACAGCGACGAUGGGGUGGAAGGCAGCGACAUGGAGACCUACGAAAUCUCCGCAAUCACCGACUGUGAGGAGUUCUAUACCUCGGCGGAUACCGUGUACAAGGUGCAUGGCACCUGCGCGGAAGAAGGGCCCACGGAAUUCGAGAAGCCCUUCAUCGCGGAUCCGGGCUGCGACUCCGGAGGCUACGAGGUGCUGGACUUGGGCCGAGUGAUCAACAACAACCUCAUGGGCAAGGGGCCAAAUCCCAUCGGAGCUCCUGACUUGCGCUUCGAGAACGUCCUGCAGAUAGAUGGCCAGGGCGUGGACAUGGUCGUGGAGGUUGUGACCGGAGAAUACGAGCCGGGCGAUGCCAGCGCCAAUGGUGCUUUUGGCGGGCGUACCAGCUACAACAAAGCCGCCGCCAUGGGCGCCAUCAGCAUGGUUCCGGGCACCGCCACCAAAUUCAAGGCGCAGACUGAUGACACUCGGGAUUCCAUUUCCCUGUAA
Effrenium voratum is the source of this 1794-nucleotide messenger RNA. The record is from the annotation of a GenBank genome assembly. Lineage: Eukaryota; Dinophyceae; Suessiales; Symbiodiniaceae.